This is a messenger RNA of Brassica rapa (field mustard), 7778 nucleotides long. RefSeq names its product remorin 1.4. Lineage: Eukaryota; Viridiplantae; Streptophyta; Magnoliopsida; Brassicales; Brassicaceae. The record is from RefSeq and is a predicted model, not a curated record.
AAUAGGAAAAUACAGAAUAAUAAAAUCUAGUUUUAUUAAUUAUUGUUGCCAUAACUUUUUAUUUAGAAAUUUGAUUUUAGAAAUUCACAAAUUAAAGAGAAAAAGACAAAGAAUCCUAAAAGAUAAGUUAAUUAAUAUUUUUAGUGGCAUGCCAUUGUAAAUAAAUUUAAAAACUAAAAGGCAUUUUAUUUUUGUACUUCUAUUUUAAUAGAUUAGAUAGCGAAAACCAAGAGAAGCAAGUAUGGUAAGAAUGAAUAUAGCUUAAUAUCUGGUUAUAUACGUUCCUUUAUUACGGUCUCAGUUGCCAUCUUCAAUUUUAGGAAAUUAUAUAUUUUGUAGUAGUUGUAUAAAAUACUUCAGUGACAUAGUUAGCCUUAUAUUUGGCAAUUAUAUAUGGCCGAAUCCUAAUGUUUGCCUAUGUACACAGCUAGGCGUAGGCAUAUUAACCGAAACCCGAAUUCGAAACCCGAAUCCGAACCCGAACCGAUCCGAAAAACCCGAACGAAAAACUGAACCGCAGUUAAGAAAACCUGGACGGGUUUAGGAUUUAACCAGUCCGAAUAUCCGUACCCGAUUGGUUAUAUCCGAUACCUGAACCAAUUAUCCGAAGUACCCAUAUAUAUAUAUUACUAACCCUAAGCUUACAUCUUCCAUUCCCAUUAAUCUUUCUGUCUUUUCCUUCUUCGACGUAUAUGUUCAGUACAUACUUAAACUCAUUUUAUGACCGAUUACAUGUAUGAAUCACUAUACUUUGCGAUUUUGAUUUAUGUUUGAUUACAAGUAGGAUUUGCGGUUUGUUUUCUCUUUGUUCUUUGCACAUGCGUGAGCUCAAACAUUCAUGAUUAUCCAUGUUUGAUUUUUGUUUGAUUUUGAUGUCUAUUUGAUUUUGAUUUAUGAAUAGAUAGAUUAUUUACCAUUUUCUAUUCAAGAUAAUGCAAAUAGAAAUUACACAAAGAAAAAGAAUACAAACUUGUGCUCCUCAACGUAAUAACAAAUCAGAAAGAUCAUAAAUCUUAGAUUAAGUUGUUCAAUCUUUUAACUUCAACAAUAUUGUUUCUGGUCUCACAAAGUCAAACCAAGGAUACAUAUAAUUUUUUUUUAUUUGUUACACAGUUCGGUUAUACUCGAAAUAACCCGAACCCGAACCUUAAAAACCCGAAUCCGAUCAGAAGUAUAAAAUAACCUGAACGGAUUAUGUACCUCUCCAUCCGAAAACCCGAAGCACCCAAUCCGAACCCGAAUGGGUACCCUAAUGCCCAAACCUAUACACAGAUAUGAAGUCAAUGACAUAAAUUUAGCAAAGAUUAAUGUGAUGUGCGUUUAAUGGCUUAUUAUUAUUGAAUGAGUGAUUGACAUGCAAAAUAUAUGUUCUGAUUGUCAAAUCGUAAGAAUAUAUUCUAAAGAAGGACUUUUCAACCUAUAUAAGAGAAAGUGACGUGAGUCAUUUAGUCAUUUGCUAAACCAUAGUAUUGUCUUCUUGCUUUCUAAAACACUCAAAAUUUUCAUAUGGCUGCAAUGAACCUUAUCUCAAGAAAAUUUUGGUUUUAAUUUUUCAGAAAAAAACUUGAAGUUUCUUUUAUAUGAAAAUGACAAAAUGUUUUUCUGUAUGUUUUAAUAUAUUGUUAACGUUUUAUUUUAUAAGUAAUAGUUAAGGCAAUCUAAGGGCAUCUCCAACCCUACUCCAUUUUCUACUCUAAACAUCAUUUUGGAGUAAAAUCUUUUCCAACCCCACUCCAUUUUCAACUCCAAAAUGGAGCAAUGGCUAGGAUUACUCCAUUUAUGGAGUAAUCUUACUCAUUACUCCAUUUUGGUGUUGAACUUUUUUUAUUUGUGAAUUGGUCCUUUAAAUCUUUAAUGUUUUUAUUUCUUACUUAAAUAAUAUUUUAAAAUGAUACAAUAACAUAAAUAAACAAGAUAUUCCAUUAUUUAAUAAUUUUACAUAAAAAUAUACACUAUAAUCAAAAAAUAAUAAUAUAAAAUAAAGAUAACAUAAAAGAAUUUAUAGUUGUGUUUCGCUAUUAUGGAAGGACAUGUUCGGUUUUGGAAAAAAAUAUGUUACAUGACAUCAAGACUACAUGUAUAAUUUUACAUGACAUGAUAAUUAAGAAUGGGUGUGAAUUUGAUGCACCAACUGAACUUGGAAGAGAAGCUACACCUCCAUAUAUCAAAAUUACAUAAGAUGAAAAUGUCUGAUUUCAAAAUUUUCUUGUUCGAUUUAGGAAUAUCAAAGAUAAAGAAUCUUAUGUUUCAUUACGAAAUGUAUUAGUUGAUCAUUGUGAGAAAAAUAUUCUAAUGCCACUAUUAAACCAACUUAUUUAUUGUCUUUUAUUUUAUUUUUAUGAUUUUUUGUACUUUUUAAUAAUAACUGUUUAAUUUAAAUAAUUUUUUAAGGAAUUUUUGUCAACAUAAAAUAGUUGGGGUUAAUUAGUAAUUUUUUAUAAAUAGAAAGUAUUAUUAACAAUUAUUAAUAAAUUAUAUUAUUUUUGGAAUAGAAAAUGGAGUAAUACAUUGGAGUAAAACCUUACUCCAUUUUGGUGUUGCACCAUUUUAGAGUAAAAUAUGGAGUAAUACAUUGGAGAUGCUCUAAAACAAGUAACCUAAAAGCAGUAACCAAAAAUUUAAACAAAUAUUUAUUUAGUGUGGUGCUAUAACUUUUGCAUCGGCAAUUUUGGUUGGAUUUGGAACAAAAUAGUCAUUUAUAUUCUCUGUUGUAUGUCCAACCCUGUAGACUGCAUGAUCUGUUGGACAUACUGUGUUGUUUGUUGAGUCUUGCUCAUAACUUUAAUGAAAAAUACAAAACAUUUUUGGUAAGAUAUCCUUUACUGUUAAAUCAUCAAUAAGAGAGAAUAUAAUAAUCACUGGUUUAUUUUGAUGAUUAGUGGGUUUCAGUUUAUGAUUUAGUUAAAUUGUAGAAUAAUUGUUCAAGAUAUUGAAUGUUACUUUCAAUUGUAGGGAAUUUUUGAUCUUUAAUCGGCCAUGUAUACCAUAUCUACUCUUUCUUUUUUCACCAGAUUCAAUACACUGAAUCCAGUAACCGACGUAUGAUACAGUCAAGCAACUUUUAAAUUUUACUUUAUUGGAAAUUUCAGGUCAGCCACCUGUAAAAAGAUGAAAUUAGUAUAAUUGAAAGAGUAGUUAAAAAAAGAUAAUAGCAACUAUCACAAGUUAUGACUGCGAUUAUCUGAAAUAUGAGCUUAUAGGGUACUUUUUGUAAAUUAGCAAUAUCUCAAUAUUUUAGUGCCUAUAGCAUGAUUUUCACCCAUUAGCUCAAAAAAGAUCAAGAAUCAAACAUGGUCCAAACUAUCUAAAUCAGGUAUGUUAUCUGUUACAUUUCAAAACAGUCCAUGUACAAUAAAUUGAAUAAAUUUAAAUUAUUACAUAUGUGAAUAUUUAUAAAAUAUAUGGCUGUGGUUGUACAUUACAAAUUAGUGCUUUAUGUUCAAUGUUUCAAGUUUCAUUAGUAAUGAUCUAACGAUACAUAAUAACAAAAAUAUUUGAAUAGUACAAACUAAUUUUCAAUCCAGUUUAUACAUAAUAUCCCCAAAAUGGUAUCAGUUAUAAUAUAUUAUCGGCAUCACAAUCUCACCCUUUGCAAGGCGCAUAUCUCUACCUAGUAUGAAUUAUAAAAGAUACCUGAAUGACUUGAUGGCCAAACCUUUCCAAAACAUAAAAGAAUAAGAAUGUUUUUCAAGUUUUGUUUUUGAGAAGAACGAAAAUUAUUGAUGUUAAGAAAAAGAAAUGCUGAUGGCGAAAAUCAGUUGUCAAAGUGUUUUUUUUUAAAUACAUAUGGUAUUCUCCGCAUUUGAUGAAGAACUCAGUAUAGAACAACCACCAGUAGUGUUUGGACCCACAAUUAAUAUUUUGAAAGCGUUCUGCAGGAAUGUACGAUGCCCACCAAAGAUUAAGCAUUUCUUAUGGUAAUUGGUGUCAGGAUGUAUAGCAGUCAACAAAAAUCUGAGGGGAUAUAUAUUGUGCCAUAUGUGGAGCUACAGAUGAAUCGAUAAACCAUGUGUUUUUCGAAUGUCCUCCAGCGCACCAGGUUUGGGCCCUCUCACAAAUAUCAUCAAAUCCAGCUAUUUUCCCCACUAGUUUUCUCUUUACAAAUAUGGAUCAUUUAUUCUGGAGAGUUCACUCCAAAAUGGAUUAUCAUCAAUUUGCAUGGAUUCUAUGGUACAUUUGAAAAGAAGGAAUAAUAAGAUUUUCAGUAAUCUGGACAUUGAUCACAGGGAAACGCUCAAAUUUACUGAAACAGAAUCAACACUUUGGACUGAAGCACAAGUGUUGAACACGAAGAGGGCGGCACAGCAUGUAGAGGCUUUGAAUCUCCCGUCAAUUUCAGGGAGUUGGUGUUUUACACAUGGUUCUUGGAAAUAUAAUGAGUUAUUCUCAGUACAAGAUUGGUAUAGUAUUCUAUAAUGCUUUGAUGGGGGCAAGAAAUGUAAGGGCUAGUCUUUCUCCUCCUCACUCGGAGGUGGAAGCGCUACUUUGGGAAAUAGAGUAUAUAAGAAAUUUAUGUCAGUUUAUGAUCACAUUUGCAACAGAUUUUUCUCAAUUGGUGAAGAUAGUUUUGGAACCACAAGAAUGACUCCCUUUUGCAAGUUAUUUUGAAGAUAUUAAGACCCUGUAAAAAAGUUUCCUCAGUUCAAAUUUCAUUUAUGUACCAAAAACGCAGAAUUUGAAGGCAGUCUAGAACGAAGUGUCAGGAAACAACCGUCUUUCGUCGUUCACAUGAAUUCGGAGUUACACUGUGGUUUACAGAAUCUGUUUAAGUUGAUGAUAAAAAAAACUGAAAAACUCAAUAUAUAAUGAAAAAUUACGCAGAAAUAAAAUAAUAUUAGAUGCGAGCAUUUAACUUUAAACACUGAGGAGCAAACGAAUUCGAACAUGAAUAAAAUAAAACAUAUAGAAGUUAUUCGAAACACUGAUGUAUGGAGUAUGGUUAUUUUUUUGAAACUAAUGGAGUAUGAUUUUUAUGGGACAUGAACUCAAUUAAUAUGCAGGCGAAUAUAUCUAUAUUAUUAAAAGAGAAGUACUAAUAUAAAUUACCCAUUAAUUUUUAAAGUUAUUUAUAUUAGAAUGCCAUUGAAAUAAUAAAUUUAACUACCUUAAUUAUAGUUAUUUUUUUCCUAUUACAAAUGCAUUUUUCUAAUUCGAAUUUUAACAAAUAAACACGGCAACAAUAACUUAUAUUAAUUAAACAUUAAUGUAGAUCUGUAAAAUUCGUUGAUCUAGGCUGGAUAUAUUUAGAAAUAUUGUUUCUAGAUGGUCUGUUUAAACUGAGGAGAGAUGAUUAUUUAUAUAAAAAUUUGAAAACAUAAAUUGUUAUUCAGGUAUUAAUAAAAUAUGAUUAUUACCUUUAAAUAUGAAAUAUAAAUUAAAAUAAUAUGAAAAAUAUUGAUUAAAUAAAAAUAUAAUUUUUUAUACUUAUUCUUAUAAUAUAAAAAUAAAAUUGGCAGGUUUAAUAUUUUGGAAAGUAUUAAACCAUAAAAGUCAUAUACCUUAUGAAUAUAACAAUAAAAUCUUUGGAUCUACAUAAUAUAUCUUAUUUAAACUAAUAAUCAGUGGGUUUAAUAUUUUGAAGUGUAGAAUGAAACUUAUAGUAUAACAAUAAUCAAUGUUCUAUAUAUAUUUUAAUUUAUAUAAAAUUAUUGAUGAAAUAUGUUCAUUCUUAACCAAAAUUGAUUUUUUGUACAUUUGAUAUGAUGUAUGUUAUUAGCGCAGAACCACUCAAUUUAGAACAUAAUAUCAUUUGAAACUAUAUAGUUAUAUUUCUCAUUAUUUAUUAUUAAUAUUUGAAAAAUAAAAACCACAUGAAAUAAUCAUUUAUAUAAUAUAUAAAUAAAAUAUAAAUUAUUCUGCUAAUAUACUAUUGGUAGCAUAUUUUUAUAUAAAUAAAAGUACACUAAAAAUUGAAUACAAUAAAUUUAUAUGAUAAAAAUAUGGAUGAUAAAAUUACUUUCAAAAAAUAAAAUAUAAUUACGCAAUGUGAUAAAUAGAAUUAUUAUGUUUAAAAUGUCAUGUUAAACAACUAUAUAUUAUGUGUAAACUAUAAAUUUAUAUUAUAUAAUUUAUACAAAAAAAUUAUUUAUAAAAGUGAAAAUAAAUACCCGUGCGAUCGCACGGGUCAAGCUCUAGUAUAAGACUAUAAGAGAGUCGAGAAAUCAAAAGAUAGCUUCUAAAGCAUCUUAGAAAAUGAAUAAUACGAUAGACAAUAGAAUACUGAUGAUAAUAAUCAUCAAAUAAAACGGGAAUAAAACUAAAACUUGCAUAAAUUUUUGAAAGAAAACAUCUUAGAAAAUUAAAAAAGAUAUAUCGUUGUACUAAAAAAAAAAUAUGACCAAGUUCUUAAAUAUUAUUAUUAGUUGGGUGCAUUUUAGCAACUUGUGUAAACAAUAAUGGUCGUGCUUUACAAUAAGAUGAUAACAUAUGUUUCUUAUUCUGUCACGAAUAAUUGUAUCAAAGCAGAAAAGAAUUAGAAAGUCAUUAUAUGCCAACGAGAGACAGGACAUUGCUUAAUCCAGCUCAGUUUUCGUAUCUACAGUUAAUCUCACAAUCUCUAUUAAAUAGUCGAAUCCCUAUUUCAUCUCACAUCACAUUUAUCAAAAAGAGUUAUAAGAUUAUUCUUUGGUCGUAAUAUAAUAACCAGUAGCUACCACAAUACGACAUGACUCAAGAGGAGCAGAAGAAAAACGUAACAGAGCCAAAAACCGCCGUGUCAAACCCUUCACCACCGUCCUCGGAGGAGAAGACUGAUGAAUCCAAAGCUCUUGUUCUCAUCGUUGCAAAAGAACCUGUGGAAGAGAAGAAAGAAGGUUCAGUUAACCGAGAUGAUGUUUUGGCUAAACUCGAGACAGAAAAGAGGAUGUCUCUCAUCAAAGCUUGGGAAGAGGCUGAGAAAUCCAAAGUGGAGAACAAAGCUCAGAAGAAGCUUUCUUCAGUUGGAGCUUGGGAAAACAGCAAGAAAGCAUCUGCAGAAGCUGAGCUAAAAAAAAUCGAGGAACAACUCAUUAAGAAGAAGGCCGAGUACGCAGAGCAAAUGAAGAACAAAAUAGUUCAAAUUCACAAAGAAGCUGAAGAGAAGAGAGCCAUGACCGAAGCUAAGCGUGGGGAAGAGAUUCUCAAGGCCGAGGAAAUGGCUGCAAACUACCGAGCCACAGGAACUGCCCCAACAAAGUUAUUUGGCUGCUUUUGAGUUAUGUGGAUUUUGAUGUUGCUUUCAUGUUUUUUUUUUGUUUUGCUUUCACGGCUGUCGUCAUUAAUUUUAAAAGAGAAAGAAAGGUUUCUUUGUGGUUUAUGGAGUUGGUGCUGGUUUAAUUUGGCAAUAUACACUCUUAAUGUCACGGCUUGUUAUGUUUGUGGGGUGGGUGGGGUGGGGUGGGGUUAAUGCCAAGCUUGGCCCCGACGGCUGCAGUUUAAUCGAUUGAAUAUCGAAGAGUCUAAAAAUUUAAGACAAAAUACGAAAUGAAAAUAGAUCGCUUUUUUUUCAUUCCUGAGAAAGUGCAUAUUUUAUCCAAAUUCUCCGUGUAUGCACAUUUGUUGCAUUGGAAGGUUUUAAAAAUAAAGAAUGCAUUGGAUUAUUUUUUUCCAUUGGAAGGUUUUAAUCCUUUUAUUUAACAGAAUAAAGGUAUGGUAAAAUAAAAGUUAAGUUACAAUUUUAAUUUGUUAACCAAAACUAUUUUAUAUUUACGGUUAAUGGGUACAAAAUUUUAAAUUAUAUAUAUGAUUAUGAUCUAGUUACACUGUAACAACAAUAUACAAAAUACGGUUAAGCAUAAAAA